Messenger RNA from Stegodyphus dumicola, 3799 nucleotides. RefSeq lists its product as uncharacterized. The record is from RefSeq and is a predicted model, not a curated record. Lineage: Eukaryota; Metazoa; Arthropoda; Arachnida; Araneae; Eresidae.
GGGAAUGCCGGGAAGAGAAAAAAAAGCCUUCCGUGUUUAAAAAGAAAGGCCGACGCCGGUGCGGGCAUCAAACGAUGCAUGUCUGCCAUUCCAGGUAGAAGGAUUCAACUUGCAGCAAAUCAUUCGAAAAGAGAACAAGAUGUCCCUAAAGUCUAUUGGCUGUUUCAUAGGGUUGUGCGUACUCGUGGUAUCUUCAGCAAAAGAUAUAACUUCCAAAGAUUCCGUGGAAGCUGAAGAAGUCAAAAAUAAACCUUCACCAUCUCCUAUUUCCGCCUUAUUCAUUGGAGAUUUGCUGAGAACCAACAACAAAGACAGCCUAGAAGCUUCUGCCACAGGUCACAAUCCAGUUGCUUUUGUCCCGGAGUAUAUUUCAACCGCUCGCCUUACAACCACUCCAGUAGCAGGUAGAAUUUUUACAGCCAAAGCUAGGGGAAACCAUGAAUAUUCUGAAACUGAAGUUCUUCGUCCUGCUUCAGAGAUAGUGGACAAUGACCGUUUAGGUUCCUCAAACAAAGCAGGAGAAAUGCCCCUUCAUGUAUUCGAGCAAUUUUUAAAUUUACAGUCUGGAAAAUCAUCUCCAAUUCUUGAAAGAUCAGCUCGACCCGAAGAAAUAAAACGUCAUUAUGAAAAUGAUGACUGUCGUAAGAAUUCUCGCUCAGGAGAUAUAGCCUACACUCCUGAUAAGCAGAAAUUUCCUCGACGAGAAAUUCUAGAUACAUCAAGCCCUAAAAUUGAAUAUAGGCAGGCUCAGACAGGUAGUUAUCAACAAACUGACGCUGGAGAUUACAGCAGUCACGAAGAUCCACGAGUUUCUAGUGGUUAUGACUCAAGAAGUUAUCCAUCAGAAUAUGAUUCAAAAAGCUAUCCAUCACAAUACGAAUCCAAAAGUUACCCAUCCGAACAUGAAUCAAAAAGUUAUCCCUCUGAACACGAGUCAAAAUCCAAAUCCCAUUCUUCUGGCAGUUAUACUAAAUCUAAAAGCACUUCAACUUCACGGACAACCACUCCAAACAGAGUGAAACCAAAAGUCCAUGUCUUCGGUGAUUUACCUGUGAAUAAAAAUGAGAAUAACAGAGGACAUCACAGUGGUAAUAAAGAAGAAGAAAUUGUUGUGUACAAAGUCAGAGACGAGGAUAGGCAAAGACCAAAUGGUUACAAUGAUCCUUCACAUUCAGAAUACCAACAGUCAUCACCUCCGAGUAAACAUCGUAUGGCACAGUAUUCAGUGGAACAUACUCCUGGAGUAAGAGCGGGGAAACCUUCUCAGGGAUCUCAGCAGCGACGACCAGCGGGUCAUCGUCCCGUAGAAGAUUCCAUUGGUCACCAUGAAAACAGGCCAGUUCAGUAUGGACCUCCUCAAGAUCAUGGCAAUUAUGAGCACAGUUCAUAUCCUUCAGAUGAGCGACAAAACUACAGGCAAGAGUACAUUCAACAAGAUGUUCAUCCUUCUCAUCAACAUCAACAGGAAUUCAACUCACCAUCCGAAUAUACAGAUCAUUCCCAAGGAAACUAUAGAAAUGGAAAAGACGCAGUCGUGUACGUUUCGCAACAGCCAGAAAGGAAACGAUCAAGGAAAAACCAUAGGAAUCGUAAUGUAAAUUAUGAAGCUGGUAUCGAAACUAAACUGAGUCCUGGAGGGAACAGAUACAGUAAUCAGCCUCAAGAACACGUAUUACAGUCGUCUAGACAAAGGGCAGAAAGACCUCAAAUUCCUUACGACAACUACCCUGUAGAAGAAAUCCAGGUACAAAGAGAAGCCCAAAGUGAUAGUUAUCAGAGAAAUCAAAACAGUAAACUCAUGCCCUCUGAGCUUCAACAGCCUAAAGAGUAUGUUUUUCAGGCUACACCAAAUGAGGUAGGCAUGAGGCAUGAACAAAAUAGUAGAGGCUAUAAAACGCAACAUAGACAUCCUGCAAGAGCUGUUCGUUCAUCUUCACAGCAUCUGAAACCACGUAUAGUUGAAGCUAGAGCACAAUAUCCAGGUGGCGAUGUAGUCGAAUCUCCAACUAUGGUAAGCAAGGAAAGCAAGCCGUACGUGUCGCGCUCUGUCUCUUAUUCUGAAAGCAGCUACAAUAUGAAAAACCAUGGACAAUCUGAACCUAAAUCGACUAAAUCAGACCAGCAGGCUCGUCAGUACAAUGAGCCUCAAAAUUUAAAUGGCGAGAUUCAAAAGGAUGAUGCUAGUCACCUUGAUUUUCAAACUUCAUACAAGCCAUUUAAUUCUGAAUACCCUGCAAGCUACGCCAAUGACCAACAUCAUAACGGAGCUCAUGAACAUCCUCGGCUAAUGGCAGACCGUCCAUACGGAGAGCAGCGUCAGCAUUAUGAUGAAGGACCAUAUGACGGUCCCUCAGAACAAGGUCCAUAUGCGCCAGGACCAGAAGGUCCAUAUGGACCAAAUUCAGCAGAACCUGAGGCAUACGGUCCAGGUCCAUCAGAACAUGGGCCUUACACUCCUGCAGAUCAAGGGCCAUAUGAAGGCAAUUAUGGGCCUCCAGAAGGACCACUAGAAGGCUAUCAAGAAGAUAUUGAUAACUCUGAACCUUUACAGAUAGAUGAUAAAUUCUUCGAAAAAUACGAAAUAUCUAAAAAUGCAAAGAUUAUUGUUGCACAACCAGUGGAACCAAACUUAUUUCUUGCUGAUGGAAGAGAUGUUGUAGAAGGAGGACAUUCUGAUGAUGACGAAGAACCUGCGCAAAUAGAAAAUUACGAAGCCAAAGAACACAGUGAAGAGGAGAUACCUCAUAAAAGAAUGCCUCAGGGAAUGAGAGUUCCUAAAGAAAUUCCCGGUUCAUUUAGCGAUCUUGUUAAUUCCAAUCCCAGGUUUCUUAGGAAAUUACCGAAAAUUAUGAGUUCUGGGAAAGGUGGAUUUGUAAGCUCAAAUGCUGAUGACUCUUCCAUCGACGACCUUGAUUUCCGCAGCAAUAUGAACGAACCUAAAGCUCUCGUUUCUAAAGGUGAACUUGUUCAGCAACAUGGAGAUGGAGUUAGUAGGAUUGUUUUCAAUGUACCAAAAGGGCGAUCUAAAGCCUCGGCUUCUACAAAGUCUGAAAGUUAUAGUGUAAGUAAACAAGAUCGGAAUGAUGAAAACUUGCAGGAAGCAAAAUCUGAAAACAUAAAUACAGUUGUCAAGUCAAAUACUGAAGAUGUAAAAUCUGAAUAAAAUAGUUUUUAAAAUGGAACAAUUUAAAUGUCAUGAGAAUAUGUAAAUUUAGGAAAUUGAUGUGAUUAAGCUUCACGUUCAGAAGAUUUACUGCUUCUUCAGACUAGUUUCCUGUAUUUUGAUAUUUACUGAAAAAGAAAUAUUUCUUCAUUGAAAUGAUUGCAUAAGUUUUCUUUGAAAACGCUAGACUUUCCACGAAGUUCCUAAGAAUUUCCUUAUUGCAUAUAUUUCAUUCGUUCUUAACAAUGCAAUAAUAUCAUAUUUAAGAUCGUUGAAGUUUGGAAAUUGUUUUUGAUGUAAUUGAAAAUCAACUAAAGCUUCCUUUACAGGUCUAUAAAUCCAGUAACAUUUAAUUUUAAAAUUAAAUUUGACAUUAGCACUCAAAGUCAUAUAAGUACAAUAAAUUUUAGACAUAUCUUAUUUUCUUAUUUUUAUUUAUAUGCGCAAAAUUAAGAAUUUUAAGAAAUGUAAAUUUAUAUUUUUAAAGUAAAAUAUUCUGAUAUGAUAUUUUUUAAAUUUCAAUGUUUUUCUCUUUUGUGUGAUUUAAUGUGCACAUGUAUUUUCUGUAAAUAAAACUCGUUCGUGUGUUUUUUUAGAAAUAUAAAAUUGUAAAUAUGUGAAUUUCAAAUGUAUUAU